UGUCGGGCGAGGCCGAGAGCGCUCCGUCAGAUGAGCCUCCAGUCGCACUUGGGAUCCUUACAAGACAGAAGCUGCUGGACAUGGAGGCCCCAAAGGAUGUUAUGUCAGACUUGGAGAGUGGCAUGGCCACUAUUAUUCGUGUUUUCCAUCAAUACUCAGGCUACAAGUGCAAACUGAAGAAAGCAGAACUUAAGGCACUUAUCAACAAUGAGAUGAAUCAUUUCAUAAUGAAAAUUCACGAGAACGAGACUCUGGAUGAGCUCUUUGCUGAUCUUGACCAGAAUGGAGACCUGGAGAUUGACUUCAAAGAGUUUAUUGCCCUGAUUGCCAUGGUCACUUCAGCAUGCCAUGAAUUCUUCAAACCAAACCAUCAUGAUCAUUAGCAGCAUGUGCAACUUGUUUGAGGAACAAAAGGAACAGCAUGUUUUUUCCCCACUACAGUGUGACAGAGUGAUUACUGUCUAUAAAAGUAUCUGGAGAUUGUGACCAAUUUAAAUGGUGAAUUAUUGGUAAAUCUGCUGUUUAGUGUUUUGCUAAAUAAAACACCUGAAUGACGCCAUACACUGCCUGUCCCAAAAAAAAGUCAGACUCUUACAUACCACAUAUAGCUUUGAUUACAGCAUGCAUUUGUGGUGGGAUUGUUUUGAUAAGCUUCUGCAAUGUCACAACAUGUAUUUCCAUCCAAAGUUGCAUCAUUCUUUUGUAUGAUUCUUGUAUUGAUGGUGAGAGAUUCAGACUGCUGUGCAAAGUAUUUUUCAGCAUACCCCAAAGAAUCCCAGUUGGGUUAAAUUCUGGAUUCAUAGCCAAUCUAUGUGUGAAAAUAAUCUCUCAUGCUGCUUGAACUACUUUUUCACAAUUUGAGUCUGAUUAAUCCUGGCAUUGUGAUCUUGGAAUAUGCCCCCGACAUCAGGGAAGAAAAAAUAUCCAUUGAUGAGAGAACCUGGUCAUUCAGUAUAUCCAUGUAGUCAGCUGAUCUCAUUCUUUGGGCAAAUAACUUUGCUGAACCAAGAUCUGACCAACCGCACCAACCCCAGAUCACAGCCCUGCCCCUACAGGCUUGUACAGCAGGAACUAGGGAUGAUGAGUGCAUCACUGCAUCCGCCUCUCAUCUUACCCUGAUGCAUCCAUCACUCUGGAACUCCGACCACAUGACCUUUUUCCAUUGCUCCACAGUCCAAUCUUUAAGCUUCCCAGCAAAUUGAAGCCCUUUUCCCCCAAUUAGCCUCACUGAUAGGUGGUUUUCUAAAGACUACAGAGCUGUUUAGUCCAAAUCCCUCUAGUUCACUACCCAUUGUGCAUGUGGAAAUGCUCUUACUUUUACUAUUAGUCAAAGCUGUGAGUUCUACCAAUAUUGUUUUGUUUAAAUUUGUUUUUACCAGACGAUGAUUAAAGAUUUUUUUUCUG
Cololabis saira (Pacific saury) is the source of this 1404-nucleotide messenger RNA. Its product is annotated as protein S100-B-like. Gene Ontology annotation, cellular component: nucleus; cytoplasm. Gene Ontology annotation, biological process: positive regulation of canonical NF-kappaB signal transduction; positive regulation of cell population proliferation. Gene Ontology annotation, molecular function: calcium ion binding; RAGE receptor binding; transition metal ion binding. Lineage: Eukaryota; Metazoa; Chordata; Actinopteri; Beloniformes; Belonidae. The transcript has 3 exons. Bases 81 to 383 code for a protein of 100 amino acids. The record is from RefSeq and is a predicted model, not a curated record.